Molecule: messenger RNA, 2811 nt
Organism: Eimeria tenella
Lineage: Eukaryota; Apicomplexa; Conoidasida; Eucoccidiorida; Eimeriidae
Exons: 8
Coding region: 1-2811 (936 amino acids)
Source: RefSeq, a predicted model, not a curated record
AUGGCGAAGGAGACUUGCACGCCGGAGUGCCUGUGGGCGGAGCGGAAGCCCUUCGUUUUUCUGACAGUCUCCGUGGCUUCUCCGGAAGAACUGAAAGUGGAUUUAAAAGAACAAAGUUUGGACUUCAGCUGCAGCAAAGGAGACAAGAAGUACCAGUGCCACCUCGACUUCCCGGAGCCCAUCAACGUCGAGGAGAGCAAGUACAGCACGCAGCGGAACGUGCAGUUCAAGUUGGUGAAGAAGGAAGCAAAAAGGUGGCGGCGGGUUUGCGUGGAGAAGCAGCACUUCGUGAAGUGCGACUGGAGCAGAUGGGUGGACUCUGAAGAAGAAGAGGGGGGCCCCCUGGGGGACUUUUCGGACUUCGACAUGGACUCCAUGGGCUUCGGGGGCCUCGGGGGGGGCCCCCAGGGGCCCCUCGACUUCGGGGGCCUCGGCGGCGAGGGGGGCCCCCUGGGGGCCCUCGACCAGGAGGACUCCGACGACGAGGCCGACUUGCGGGACCUCGACGCGCCCCUGGACCAGGAGGGGGCCCCUGCUGCUGCUGCUGCUGCUGCUGCUGCUGCAGCGGCAGGAAAACAGAGAAAAAAGAAGGAAAGAUUUAAGAGAAUUUCCUCUAGUUUCCCACAAAGAGGCCAUCAGCAACUCUGCAGCAGCAGCAGCAGCAAAGACAGCAGCAGCAGCAGCAGCAAGGCCAGCCGCAGCAGCAGCAGCAGCAGCGGAAGCAACUCGAGCAGCAGAAAACAUGGGCCGGCUGAAGCUGGUUUGGACCGGAUCUGCGCGCCGGCGUGUCCAGGUGAGGACCUUUGGGGUGUGGCCGGCACCUUCUCGCAGCCCCCCUGGGCCGCGCGCAUAGAGCUGCCUUACGAAGCUGCCAGCGGCUGCUACGCAGUCGAGCUGCUCUGCAGCCAGCAGCAGCUGCAGCAGCUGCAGCAGCAGCAGCUCCUCAUCAAGUUCCUCGUCGACGGCCAGUGGAGGCUCGAACGCACGCUCCCCGUCCGCCAGGACGCAACGGGAAACUGGAACAAUGUGCUGGUGCCGCAGAGCGGGUCUGCAGCAGCAGCGGCAGCAGCAGCAGCAGCAGCAGCAGAAGGGAGUGCGUUUACGAGCAGCUUGGUGGCUGCUGCUUCCCGCGCCGCGACAAGCACAGCAGCGACAGCAGCAGCAGCAGCAGCAGGCAUCAACAGCAGCAGCAGCAGCCUGGGUGCUUCUUCUUCCCCCGACUUGGGCUACGCAGAAGGCCUGGAGCUCAGGUGUACAGACACCUGCCGCAGAAGCAGCAUUUGGUGGCCUUUAUAUGUCUCUAAGGACUUCAAACAAAUCCAGAGCCUACACGAGGGGCCCCUGCUGCGCUCGCACUCUUCGCUGCUGCCUUCUGCUGCUGCUGCAGCAGGAGCUUCUUUGCUGCGCGACUUGAAGCGGCUCGAAGCAAUUUCUCUCUCUGUCUCCAGCUACCCCAGCUCCGUGCUUUCCCGUCUGCACGCUCCCGGGGUGCUGCUGGGCCUGGGCUCAGCAGCAGCAGCAGCAGCAGCAGCAGCAGCAGCAGGGGGCGAGGGGACGGCGGAGCCGCAGGAGCGCCUCCCCUCCCAGGCCGCGGGCGACAGCCCAGCGGCCGCGGCCUGCCCGCAGCCGCAGGCGCAGGCGCAGGCGCAGGCGCAGGCGCAGCAGCAGCAGCAGCAGCAGCAGCAGCAGCGUCUGUCGCUGCAGUGCGGGGUGUUUCUGCUGCCGCACCCGGAGAAGCAGCAAACUGGAGGGGCGGACGCCUUCUUCAUAGCAGCAAAGGGGAAGGGCCAAAUGGUGGCUGUGGGCGUUGCAGACGGCGUGGGCGAGUGGGACGCCUUCGACUUGAACCCCAGGCUGUUUGCCGAGGAGCUCAUGAAGGGCUGCUGCGACGCAGCGAGCCACGCAGCAGCAGCAGCGCCCGCAGCAGCAGCAGCGCCCGCAGCAGCAGCAGCGCCCGCGCGCGAGCAGCACCGCGGCGCAGCCCGCCCCCCGCCCGCAGCAGCGCCCGCGCGCAGCGGCAGCCCGCGCCGCCCCGCAGCAGCAGCAGCAGCAGCAGCAGCAGCAGCAGCGGGCGUGGGCGCGCGGGCGCUGGAGAUCCUGAAGCAGGGCUACGGGGAGACGCGGAGCUUCGGCAGCUCGACGGCGCUGGUGGCGCUGCACGAGGGCGGGCAGCAGCUGGGCGUGGCGAACGUGGGAGACAGCGCGCUGAUGGUCUUGCGGAGACAGUUGGUGUACAGAAUGACCUGCGUGUUCCGGACUGCGGAGCAGCAGCACGAGUUCAACUGUCCCUUCCAGCUGAGCCGGCUGCCGCAGCCGCGCGACUACGAGCUGCUGCGCUGCAGCGGCAAGCAGGCGCUGCUGCAGCUGCUGCAGCGCGCGGCGGCGGCUGCCGUCCCGCAGGACACGCCCGACGCCGCAGCAGUCGCCACCGUCGCUGUGCAGGAGGGGGACUUGCUGCUGCUCGGCACUGACGGGCUUUUCGACAACUUGUUUGACCACGAAAUCUGCUCGAUUGCUUCUUUCUUUUUGAGUCCCAAGGAGGCGCGCCUCCUCGGAGACCCUUCCCUCGCCACCUCCGCCACCGACGCGGCCCACGCCAUUGGGGAGGCUGCUGCCCACAGGAGCCGCUCCUCCACCGAACGAACUCCCUUCAUGAAACACGCCCGACAGGAAGGGGCUUUCUUCACGGGGGGCAAAAUGGACGACAUCACAGUGGUGGCUUGCUGGGUCACUUCGGGAGAAGGUCUUCCUUCCAAUUCCAAAGACAUUUCCGGCUUCCAGGGAGCUGCUGCAGUCAGCCGCGACUGCUGA